AGCUAAAUUUUUUGACGUGUUCAUUUUUCGGUACACGUCAAAAAUAAAUUAGGGUUAUAAAUUUGGUUUUUCAAAAAUUUGAAAAUGGUUUCAAUUUUGAAUUCAAUAGACACGGGUCAUGAAGAUAUGAUACAUGAUGCCGAAGUAGAUUAUUAUGGUUUACGUCUGGCUACUUGUUCAUCAGAUAAUAGUGUUAAAGUAUACGAUAUAAAAAGUGGUGCAUCGACCCUUCUGGAUGAUCUAAAGGGCCACUAUGGUCCAGUCUGGGAAAUAGAUUGGAGUCACCCAAAAUUUGGUAACUUGUUAGCUUCAUGUUCUUAUGAUCGAAAAGUCAUCAUUUGGAAAGAACAACAAAGGAAAUGGAUGAAAUAUUAUGAAUACGCUAACCAUGAUUCUAGUGUUAAUUCUGUACAAUUCGCUCCAGCCGAGCUAGGUUUGAUUCUUGCUUGUGGUAGUAGUGAUGGUUCAAUUUCUAUACUAAAUUAUAAUGUUGGAAGUAAUACAUGGGAUGCCAAGAAAAUUCAGAAUGCUCAUGCUAUAGGAUGCAAUGCAGUUAGUUGGGCACCUGCUAUUACUCCCGUCUUUGGUGGUGGUGAACAAGAAACUUCACCAGUUAAGCGGUUAGUUUCCGGUGGAUGUGACAAUUUAGUUAAAAUUUGGAGAGAAGAUGGCGAUAGGUGGGUUGAAGAAUCAAAAUUGGAAGUUCAUUCUGAUUGGGUAAGAGAUGUAGCUUGGGCUCCAUCAGUAGGUCUUCACAGAUACACCAUUGCAAGCUGUUCUCAAGAUAGAAGGGUAGUCAUUUGGACAAGCAGUGACUGUAUUAACUGGAAUUCAACAGUGUUACAUACAUUUGAUGAUGUUGUUUGGAAUGUAAGUUGGUCACUAAAUGGGAAUAUUCUGGCUGUAUCAGGAGGUGAUAACAAAAUUACACUUUGGGAUCAAAACUCUGAAGGAAAUUGGCAGUGUAUUAGUGAUAUUUCAAAAGGACAAGGACAGAUUCACACUCAGUAAUUAUCGUUUAGUUUAGGCUAAUAUAAUUUAUAAGCUACAUAUAGUUAACUUCAUAAGAUACAGUUCUUUUCUUUUCUCAAUUUGUUCAAUUAAUAUAAUAUAGAUAUUAAAAAUUUUUAAUUAACAAUUAACAGCUCAAAUUUUGAUGUAAAUAUUGAAAAAAAAACAAUUUUUAUCAGUGAUCCCUAUACAAAAUUGUUAAUACAGUAAUUUUUCAAAAAAUAGCUAAUAAGCUAUUUUUUUGAAGAAACUGGAACUCCUCUAAAUAAAUAAAUUUUAUUAUUAGCCCAGCACUCUUUUGUGGUGUAGGAAAAUGCUUCUAUGGGAAAGUUUUGGUAGAAGGAAGCAUCCAAAAGAGAAGCACUUCAGAAGAAUGUUUAUACCACUAGAUCUUAAAAGUAUAUAGAUAUCAAACAAGCUUUAGUGACUCACUGCUUUCUUUACGAAGCACUUCCGCCUCCAGGAUAUAUUAGUUCUAGUAGAAAAUGAGCACUGUAGGAUUCUAUGGGAAAGAGAAACUGCAUCAACUAGUUCUAUAAUGCUCACUGAAUUGAUGAUGAAAACAUCAUUAAAUUCAUUAGAGAUAGCCCAGAGAUUGACUUUGUUUGCCCACAUUCAAAGAAUAGAAGACAACCAGAUGCCUUAUAGAAUCAUCAAUGCCAAAAUGUAGAAAAAUAGGCUAACUACUCAUCAGAUGGACAGGUCAAGUUCACUCAAACUUACAAACAAUGGAUGUGAGAGGAUGGGGAACUUUGGUGAAAAGAACUGACCAGCUUGGAGGCGAAUUGUCUAGGAGGUCGACUCAAAAUGAGCACUGUAGAACUCUAUAGGAAAGAGACUCUGCAUCAACUAGUUCUAUAAUGCUCACUGUCGUAGCAUAAAAAUGCUUCAGACAAGAAACUUGCAAAAGCAAAAGACGUAUUGGAGUUUUUCAGAUAAUACACCCACAAGAUUUUUAAAAUAAAGAAGAAACUGAAAAAGCUGUGCAUUUCCCAGCUAAAUCACUCCUAAAAAGUAUUUGGAUCUAAACAAAAAACAAGCUACAUAUCCUGGCUUCCUUACCAAACACUGCUGUAUCGGCAAACACCUGAUGAGAUCUAGCGGAAACUGAUUGUAAAUUCUGUAUUUAGAGGAUGAAACUCGAGUUCACAUAUUAUAUUGCUUUGAUAUUGCAAACAUACCCAAAAAACACAUUAGAAGAAGAACAUUGUAAUAGUGAGGAAGUCAGAGAUGAGAUGUAAAUGUCAAAAAUAGCACAAUAAACCUUAAGGAUGCAUUGUAAUUUCACUACAUCUGCCUUUAACUAAAACUCUUGGUAAUUGAAUUUAUUGAUGAAAUUAUAGCAAUUUUUUUCAUUCCCUAUGUAAUUUUGAUAAAUAUAACAAAAAUUCAUUGAUAUACAAAAAAUAUUUUUUUAUUAAUAAACAGAUGAAUACACUUCAAUAAUACUGCUUAAGUAUGCUAGAAAAAUCAAAGUGCUUCAAUCAAAAAUGGUGAAAUUCAAGGCACAAUCAAGAAGCCACUUUGAAGAUUUAUGCUUCAAUUCUGCCAUAUUAUACAUCAAUAAAGGUGGUUUCUGCUCUUCAUAUAUUAUAUAAUUACAACAUUUAGCAUUAGUUUUACUGGCAUGGAAUGGAAAAUUAAUUUUGAUCUCGCAAGUAGUUGGAGUUGGAGCUCGGUGUAAAAGAACACCAUCACCAGCAGCGAUUACAUUUUGCAAAUUAUGUUUUUUAACUUUAAUAUCAUAUAUUAAAACAUGCGUUGUGUGAUUAGUUAUAUAAAAACUGAUGCCAUCAAAUAAUUUUGGUAACCUAAGUAAAUUGUUCAUCAAUGAUUUUUGUAUACCAGUAUUUAAGAGAGGUAUAUUGAUAAACGUAUAGUCUGGUAUUGAAAUAAAAAAAUCUUGUUUUAAAAAAUUAUCUAUAUACUCCUGGGGUACUAUUGUGGAACCUUCUAACAUUGCCGUAAGAAUUUUAAUAGAUAUUUUAUGUGUUCUUCUUAUAAUAAAAUGUGUAACUUUUUUUGCAUUAUAGUUUUCUUCAAUUUUUA
Diorhabda sublineata is the source of this 3060-nucleotide messenger RNA. RefSeq names its product protein SEC13 homolog. The transcript has 2 exons. Gene Ontology annotation, molecular function: structural molecule activity; protein binding. Gene Ontology annotation, cellular component: COPII vesicle coat; nuclear pore outer ring. The coding region runs from base 85 to 1011 and encodes 308 amino acids. The record is from RefSeq and is a predicted model, not a curated record. Gene Ontology annotation, biological process: COPII-coated vesicle budding; positive regulation of TOR signaling; protein import into nucleus. Lineage: Eukaryota; Metazoa; Arthropoda; Insecta; Coleoptera; Chrysomelidae.